Messenger RNA from Tuber melanosporum (Perigord truffle), 1866 nucleotides. RefSeq lists its product as uncharacterized. NCBI's taxonomy places the organism in Eukaryota, Fungi, Ascomycota, Pezizomycetes, Pezizales, Tuberaceae. Bases 108 to 1850 code for a protein of 580 amino acids. The transcript has 3 exons. Gene Ontology annotation, molecular function: transmembrane transporter activity. The record is from RefSeq and is a predicted model, not a curated record. Gene Ontology annotation, biological process: transmembrane transport.
UUGCUUCUCGCAGAGCCUCCAAUGUUCCCAACAGUCAGCCCUUUGGAAAACCCUUCACCCACGUCCUACCGGUGCCAACACUGGCAGGGAGAUAGCCAAAUAAUCCAAUGCAGCGCCCCAAGUCCCCAGUUCAUUACCAGACCUUCCCCACUACACCCCCGGCUUCUCGAGGUGCUCAUGUCGGCGGCAAUAGUGGGCCCCCGGAAAGCUCUCUAGAGUCCCCCAGUGAUGACCGCAGCAGUGUGAGCAAAGCCUCUGCGGGCACCAGUGGCAAGGCAGGUGGAGGCAGAGGUAACAGCGAUGAUAUCCAGUCCACGAUACCGAAAAAGCAGCUUCUCACACUUGCUAUCAUCUCGCUUGCUGAACAGACCGCAUUGAACAGCAUAUCGCCCUAUCUUCCGGAGAUGACGGGGGCGUUCCCCGAAGUAGAUCAGCGAAGGGUCGGGUUGUAUGUUGGGAUUGUCGCGAGCUCGUUUGCUACAGCUCAGUUCGCGACGAAUUUCUUCUGGGGAAGGCUGAGUGAUCGAAUUGGACGGAAACCCGUUAUCCUCUUUGGAACGCUGGCUACUGCAGCGUGUUUCAUGGCUUUCGGGUUUUGUAGGACUCUUUGGCAGGCGAUAGUGGUGCAGGCUAUCAUGGGGCUGGUCAACGGCAAUGCUGGUAUUGUCUCGACUAUUCUGGGGGAAAUAACCGAUAAAUCGAACCAGCCUUCAACUUUUAAAUAUCUUCCGGUGAUGUAUGGAAUUGGCGGUAUAACUGGACCGUUGAUUGGUGGCGUCCUCGCACAUCCUGUUACUAGCGAACCAUCUGGCCCUAUCACUAAAUUGUUUGGGAAAAAUCCAUAUCUUCUCCCCAAUGCUGUUUCUGCCGGAGUUCUAUUGUUAGAUUUGCUAUUCGCCACCUUCCUACUUGACGAGAGCCUACAGGAAGCGAGGAAGCUCCCUCCACUUGGAGAACGUGUAAAGAACCUAUUUGUUUGGCUCUGGGAAUUUACUUCCAGCUCGCGGCCAAGUUACAUUCGUGUUUCCCAAAGCCACCGAGAUGAGUCUGAUGACGAAGGAGAAGGAGCGCAGGAUUCACCCCCACACCCGACGGACUGUUCUGGCUUGCCUUCCCCACCACCUCUCUUUCCCGAGGCUACUGCUCCCGUGCCCUACAGCUCUAUCUUAACUCCGCCAAUUAUCGUCUUCCUAAUAACAUACGCUAUCUUCAACCUAUCCAACACCUCCUACAACUCCCUAUACCCAAUCUUCCUCUCAAGUCCACCACCCACCGGACGCGGGCUUUCACCGAAGGAAUUAGGACUCUCACUCUCUUUCGCUGGCGUAGUCACCAUAAUCUUUGAGCUACUUUUGUUCGGCCCUCUUCAAUCACACUUGGGAAAUCUCUGGGGAUACCGCUUUGCCCUCGCCGGAUUCGUAGCUGCAUUCUGUGCAACGCCCUUCGUGGGCUACAUUGACCCGGCAAACGAGCGGAGCACUAAAGCAUGGUUAUGGAUUGAGCUGUGUUCCAUCCUGCUAUUGAAGACCGUAGCCGCUGUCGUGGGUCUCACAUGUGCGUUGCUGUUGAUAACUAAUGCAUCCCCGAAAUCCUCGACUCUCGGAACCCUGAACGGACUAGCGCAAACAUUGAACGCUGGCGGAAGGGCAAUUGGUCCAUUGAUUAGCGGCGGGCUGUUCACACUCGGCGCUGGACUACCGAAUAGAGGGGAAUUGUUGGCAUGGGGGGUGUUUGGCGGGGUUUCUGGGAUCGGAUUGGGACUUAGCCUUCGGGGUGUUGGCGGGGAAAGAUCUCUGGAUGGAGAGGGGGGAGAAGAGGGGAAUUUCGAAGGUGGCGCGGAAAUGCAAUAGAGUCUCAGAGAGUUUG